Fonsecaea multimorphosa CBS 102226 is the source of this 1038-nucleotide messenger RNA. RefSeq lists its product as uncharacterized. Gene Ontology annotation, molecular function: oxidoreductase activity, acting on NAD(P)H. The coding region runs from base 1 to 1038 and encodes 345 amino acids. The record is from RefSeq and is a predicted model, not a curated record. NCBI's taxonomy places the organism in Eukaryota, Fungi, Ascomycota, Eurotiomycetes, Chaetothyriales, Herpotrichiellaceae. The transcript has 2 exons.
AUGAAGGGAGUAAUCUUUGCAAAAGUCGGCGCUGAGCCCAAGAUUGUCGAAGACCUUCAGAAGCCGUCUCCAGGUCCAGAUCAACUGCUUGUGAAGUCCAUCUGGGUGGCCAUAAACCCUGUUGACAGCUUCAUGGCCGGUUAUGGUCUCCUCGUGGUCGGCUGGCCUCUUGUGCUCGGCGUCGACGCGGCCGGAAUUGUGCUCGAGGCAGGGAGUGAGGCAGCAUCCAAGUAUGGAUUCAAAGCAGGGGAUCAUGUUUUCGGGUGCACCAGACUUGGGGUCCCGGGAUAUGCUGCUGGUCAAGAGUACUUCUUGAUGGACGCAUCUGUCACCAUACCCAAGCCAAAGAACAUCUCCCUGCUCGAGGCUGUUACGUUGGGAGUGGGAAGUGAAACAGCUUGUUUGGCAUUGUUCGACGGUCUCGAUGUCCCUCUCCCUGACCCGAAGAACCUUCCUGGACCUCGGGACGAAUGGAUCAUCAUCUUGGGAGGCGCCAGCAGUGUUGGCAAGUGUGCGAUCCAGCUGGCCAAGGCAAGUGGUUACAAAGUCGCUGCUUCUUGCUCGACCAAGUCGGCAGCUGAGGUGAAGGGCAUGGGCGCUGUGACAUUCGACUACAAGAAGCCCAUUGAGGAACAGGUCAAGGAGGUUGUGGAUAUAACCUCGGGCGAGAUUUCUCGAAUCUUUGAUGCUGUUGCGGCAGAAAACCCAAUCACAGCCAAAGAAUUGUUCAAGGCGUCCAAGAGCGACAGGAGGCUCUUUGCGACCACAAAUGAUUGGAGCGGAAUUGGGGAUUUUGAGGGAGCAAAAACCUAUGGCGUCAAACUUGGUGGCAUUGGUCGACCCGAAGCGGCAGCGUUGAACGAGAAGAUUGAGGCAUACAUUCCCGUCAUCACGGCAUUGAUUGCGGCUGGUAAGCUGGCCCCGGCCGAAUAUGAAGUCAUCGGCACUGGGUUCGAGGCUGCUAUCAAGGCAUACGAGCACCAGCGCUCCGGAGCCGGAGGGUCGCGUAAAGUUGUGGUCAAAAUUCAGGAUGAGUAG